GUUAUAAAAAUAUUCAUAUUAAACUCGAAAGUGCUAGGCCUAAUGAUUUGCCUAUAGCAAUAAGAAUUGAGCAUCGGAAAUGUCUUUCUGUAAAAAAUUUUAUUGAGAUAUCAUGCAGUCUUAUAGCUAGUACAAGUGCUUCUUUCCAACUUAUAAAAAUAGAUGAAAGCCAAGGAGUUAUAGGAAAUCAUAAAAGGAUUCGCAAUAAGGUUAGGGUUAAAGCAUUAGUUAUCAAGAAAACAGAUUUUGAUGCAGUUGCUACUUCCUGA
Molecule: messenger RNA, 269 nt
Organism: Funneliformis geosporum
Lineage: Eukaryota; Fungi; Glomeromycota; Glomeromycetes; Glomerales; Glomeraceae
Source: the annotation of a GenBank genome assembly